Molecule: messenger RNA, 1441 nt
Organism: Notechis scutatus (mainland tiger snake)
Lineage: Eukaryota; Metazoa; Chordata; Lepidosauria; Squamata; Elapidae
Source: RefSeq, a predicted model, not a curated record
UCAUCCUCUCCACUGCUUCUGCAUUUUGUAUCUUAUGAGUAUUUUAAAACUGGAUCAAACAAUAUCCGGCAACAACCACAACCAGCACGACCACCAAGAAAUGUGGGCCUCCCUCGGGGUCGUAUUUGUUGUGUGUGCAAAAUGGAGGCCUGGAGAGACACAACAGGAAGGAAGCACUCAGCGCGGUGUGCAAAAAACAAAACCAAACAAACCCAGCCUCACGUUUCCUCUCCUCCCUCUUUUUUCUUUUCUUCUCGUCUUCUUUGUCUUUUGUUCUCGUUCCUUCCGUCCUGCCAGAAGAGGCUUCCAGAACCUUCUCCCUCCCUCCUUUGCUUGAUCUUCCCGUUUAGAAACCCCGAAGAUCGGCGGCAGCGGAGCAGGGCCAGCGCUGGCAAACAUGGCUACAGCUGAAUCGGUUCCAGAGCUGCGGAUCGUCAUGGUGGGCAAAACUGGCAGCGGGAAAAGUGCGACCGGAAACACCAUUUUAGGGGUGGAUGCCUUCCCGUCCCGGCCGGCCUCGAGUUCCAUCACCGCCAACUGCAAAAUGGCCACGGAGAUCUUGCCGGACGGGAGGCGCCUGGCCGUCAUCGACACGCCGGGCUUUUUCGAUACCGAGCACUCGGAGCAGGCGACCUGCGCCGAGAUCAAACGGUGCAUGGAGGUGUGUGCGCCGGGACCCCACGCCAUCGUCCAAGUCAUCCGCCUGACCCAUUUCACCGAGGAAGAGUUGGAGUUCGCCCGGCUCAUCACAGACAUCUUCAGCCUAAAAGCCAAGGCGUACAUGAUCGUCUUGUUCACCCACAAAGAAGAGCUGGAGGGACGCUCUCUUCAUGACCUGCUGUCCGACGACAACGACGACGGCCUGGAGCUCCUGCGCUCGCAAAUCAAGAGUUGCGGGAACCGGUGCCUGGUUUUUAACAACCGGGCCGUAGGGUCGGAACGCCAGGCUCAGGUGGACGAGCUGAUCCGGAUGGUGGAUGAGCUCGCGCGGAAGAAUGAGCCGAUGCCGUACUACACCAAAGACAUGUUGGAGUCGGACCAAAAGAGCUCGCCGCAGUGGCCAUGUUCCCUCCUGUGAUACGGAGCAUCUUCCUCCAAUCGAUUUGCGGGAGUGCGAUUGUUGAUUGAUUGAUUUAUUUUUGUUUAUGAGGGUGUGUGUGUAUUUUGUUUGGGGAGUUGUUAUGUUUGGAGUGUGUAGCGGAAGGAACGGGCCCCCGCAGGUGCGUGACGCUCCACUCGCGCGAGCGGCAGACAGGCGAGAACUCACAUGCGAAGGUCCACUCCCGCGAGCGGAGUCCGUUGUUAGGAAUGAUAGUCCCCUAACAGUUGGGUUGGCAAUAUAUAAACCGGGAUAAUCACUUAAUACUAAAUUUGGAUGCAGUGUAUAUCUAUCUAUCUAUCUAUCUAUCUAUCUAUCUAUCUAUCUAUCUAUCUAUCUAUC